ACAGCAGCAACUUAUAAACACAUCUAUUCCAUAAUUUCUCUGACUGUGUGGGACAAAACAGGUAUAUUAUUUUAUAAACUUUUACCAUAUUAAGAACAGUUAUUGUUUAGUUUCAUACAGAAUAGCGUACUAGGUUCAGGUAGUGAUGAGAGAGAGAACUAACUUUUUUUCUUCUAUUCGUUGUAGCUAAAACAUAUUAUAAACAACGUCAGCGACUGUAUCCAUCUGCACCAAAAGAGCCUACGUUUAAAAUACCGGAAGAAUUUACCAAAAGUUAUGGUGACGAACCAUUUAUUUUAUAUGAUGGAUUCAAGAAAAAAUACCUUGGUCGAUUACUGAUUUUUUCAACAGCAACAUUGCUAAAUGUGUUAUUUACAAGUGAAUUAAUUAAUUCAGAUGGAACAUUUAAAAUAAGACCAAUCCUCUUCGAUCAAGUUUUUGUUAUUUUGGGAAUGAUAAAUGGUGAAGGAGUACCUUUGGUUUGGGCUUUGACAAGCUGUCGAUUAGAAGGAGUUUAUGAAAAGAUGUGGAAAGUUCUUCGUGCUUAUGCUGUACAAAAAAAUAUUACAUUUGCAGCUAAACGAUUUAUUACGGACUUUGAACGAGCUAAUAUUAAUGCUAUUGAAAACCAUUUUCCUCAGUCAGAAAUCAAUGGUUGCUGGUUCCAUCUAUGUAAAGCUCUAUAUCAACAUAUUGCUAUAUUAGGAUUGAUACCGGAAUAUGAUGAAGAUGGUGAUGUACGAAUGUGGUUACGUAGCUUUAUGGCUUUGCCGUUGGUACAUUGUGACACAAAUGCGAACUGA
This is a messenger RNA of Didymodactylos carnosus, 803 nucleotides long. NCBI's taxonomy places the organism in Eukaryota, Metazoa, Rotifera, Eurotatoria, Philodinida, Philodinidae. The record is from the annotation of a GenBank genome assembly.